This is a messenger RNA of Drosophila rhopaloa, 1947 nucleotides long. RefSeq names its product zinc finger BED domain-containing protein RICESLEEPER 3-like. Bases 1 to 1947 code for a protein of 648 amino acids. Gene Ontology annotation, cellular component: nucleus. Gene Ontology annotation, biological process: regulation of transcription by RNA polymerase II. The transcript is spliced from 3 exons. The record is from RefSeq and is a predicted model, not a curated record. NCBI's taxonomy places the organism in Eukaryota, Metazoa, Arthropoda, Insecta, Diptera, Drosophilidae. Gene Ontology annotation, molecular function: DNA binding.
AUGUAUCGUUACAUCGCCGAUGUUAUUUCCAGUUGGGAGUUCCAAUUCUUCGAAAUGGCUCUUUUACCAGCAGCAAUGGAAAACCAAAAAGUUCACGACUUCUUCAUUUAUAAUGAAGACAAUAAUAAAAAUAAGUGUAAACUUUGCGAUUUCGAAAUGACAGGCAAACAUGCCUCAAAUUUAAAACGGCAUAUUGAAAGGAAGCACAAGGAGUUGGUACAGAAAAUUGAAACAAAUAAGAAGCAAGUAGCAGCCGACCAGCCACCUAUAAAGCAAUUCUUGGAAACAGCGUAUGUCAAAGUGAAAAUCACCAAAGCUGAUAUUUUAGAUGCUUGCUUGGAACUAGUCACUAAAAAUGGGCGUCCAUUAAAAAUAGUUGAAGAUUCUGGUUUUUUAAAAAUUCUAAAGCCCAUGUGUGACGCUUUUAGCCCUCCAUUGAAAAUCAAUCGCUUUAACAUACGGAACUUAAUUCAGGAAAAAGCUAGUAGCAUUCGCUUACACAUUAAAAAUGUUCUACAAAAUCGACUUAUAUCUAUAAAAGUGGAUUGUGUAAGCCGUUUGGAUCGUGCUAUCAUCGGAAUAAACGCUCAGCUUCAUAAUGGUUCGGAAGUAAGGUGCUACACAUUAGCUAUGAAAGAAAUACACGUGCAGCAUACAAGCGUAAACUUAACCACGAUUAUCCAAAAAGUGCUGGAGUCUUUUGAAGUUUCGCUCCGACAAAUAUAUACGCUGACGGUGGACAAUGGUGCCAAUAUGGUUUUGGCGGGAAAUAAACUAAACCAAUUAUGUAAGGUUGACCUCGAUGCAGAGCACUCCGAAUGCGAAUGCAUUUUUACAGAAAUUGAAAUAGAUCAAAUUCAAGUGGAUUUACCUCAGGACUCAAUCACCACAGUGCGUUGCGCAGCGCACACUUUAAAUUUAGUUGUUUCUGAUUUUUUAAAAGAAAUCAAGAUUGAUUUAUCUAAAAUACGCACUUUAUGUAAAAAACUAAGAACUCCAACCAUUCUAAAUCUGCUUCAUUUAGAAAAUUUAAACAAGCCGAUAUUAGACUGCGCCACGCGGUGGAAUUCCACGUAUUUAAUGUGCGACCGAGUUCUUACAUUAAAAGAAUUUUGUCUAAAAAGCUCAAAUGACAUAAAAGAACUUCGUUUAAAAAACACCGAAUGGGACGCAGUGAAAAAUUUGUGUGAUUUGCUGAAACCUCUUUAUGAGUUCUCUUUAAAGCUUCAGAAACUGAAUUUGUUGCCAAGUGACUUCUAUUUCCAGUGGUUUUCUCUUCGCUCUAAGACAUUAAAAUCGUCCUCUAAAUAUAGUGUAGCAUUGUCAAAAUGCUUAGAAAAGCGAUCACACAUAUUGAAUUCAGUUCCUAUAAUAUCAUCCGUUUUUCUUGACCCUAGAUAUCAAGUAGUAUUAUUAAGAGAGCAAAAAAAUGACGCUAAGGCACACCUACGUGAAAUAUAUCAAAGGCAACUUGCCUUGGGUGAUGAUGCCGUUUUCAAUGCCUCUGCAGCCUCUGCAUGGAUGUCGGGGGACAGAAAGACUGUCGCUAACGCCUCCGCUAUGUGCGCAUCUGCGCCAAAACCAGCGGUAGGCGCAGCAAAGUCGAUCGGGUCACCCGCUGGUGUAAAGAAGUUCACAUACGCAGAGAGACGGACUGCCGCCCAAACCCUGCGCUCGCAUGCCAGAAGCAAUGUCGCCACGCCUUCGCCCGUAUGGCUAAAGAAGGUAGAGUGGGCAAGGACGGUGUUUCCUAUCUAUGGGCAAGAGAAGCCCCAGCAAGAAGGUGCUCAGGCGAAGAGGCAACGCUCCAUAGAGCUGUCCGGUCCGUCGGCGAAGAGAUCGAAGAUCCAGCCGUCGGUCUCCUUUGCCGAGAUUACCAAAGAUCGGGUCCUACUUGGACUUAAAGACAGGGGAAAUCCGGAGAACAGGAUCCCCAGAAAUAAAUAG